Molecule: messenger RNA, 947 nt
Organism: Acanthaster planci (crown-of-thorns starfish)
Lineage: Eukaryota; Metazoa; Echinodermata; Asteroidea; Valvatida; Acanthasteridae
Source: RefSeq, a predicted model, not a curated record
AUUACUGGGUGUUCUAAUUUUUCGCUAAACAAUUAACGAAUUCGUAAGCGCAGUACUUAGCACGAACAAAAUAAGCAGUGUUGAUCAAGUUUAUCACGAUGUCGUCUGCAGAAGAGUUCGAUCCAAAACAACCGCAGUCGGCUCCGGAAGUCGCGGACAACGAGAGCACAAGCGAGACCCGAGAAACCAACGAUUUUCACUCGACAAUCGACAGCCUGACAAAACGAAAAGCUACACCGUUCACUUCCACAAUGGACGUGGCUCUCGCCACAGCAUACACGACGGAGAAAAACAUACUUGACGGGACAUUCCGCGAGCACGGUGUACCGACGAGGCAGCAGAAGCAGGCCGCUUGGGAGAGGAUACGGGACUGUGUUAAUGCAUUUUCAGGGGAAAACAACGUGAAAACCGUGCAACAGUGUAAAGACAGACAUCGUAAUUUGAUACAAGCAGUUCGCUUCAAGAGGUCAUCUGGAUUCCUGGAAGGACCACUGCCAUUGCCUGGCAACAUCCAAUCACAGGAGAUGAUUGAUCAACAGGGGGAGGCAUCACAUCAAGAGCUGAAUGAAAAAGACAGAACAGAGGAAGUACAGACCAAUCAGCAAGAAUUGCAUCAUGUUGAGCCAGCCAAUGGUAUUCCUUCAACAUCAGGCCUAUCACUCAAGGAGAAACGACCCUUGAAGCGGCCAUCCUCGUCUUCCGCCGACUCCUUAGACGAGUACCACAAGCGCAAGCUCGCCAUCCUGGUGAAGGAGCACAUAGUCAGGGUGGAGCUGAUGAAAGCCCAGACGGAAUACUACCGCACCAAGACAGAGCUGAUGGUCAAGCAUAGCUGUAGCCGGCCAGCUAGCCUGCCCGUCAAUCCACCGUCCAAGCACUCCUCCUCCCAUCUACACCUGCAUCCCAACCUGCCGGGAAAGACUUGAACGUUUAUUCUUUUGGUAAAA